Girardinichthys multiradiatus is the source of this 858-nucleotide messenger RNA. RefSeq names its product forkhead box protein P3-like. Bases 304 to 858 code for a protein of 184 amino acids. Gene Ontology annotation, biological process: regulation of transcription by RNA polymerase II. The record is from RefSeq and is a predicted model, not a curated record. Lineage: Eukaryota; Metazoa; Chordata; Actinopteri; Cyprinodontiformes; Goodeidae. Gene Ontology annotation, molecular function: RNA polymerase II cis-regulatory region sequence-specific DNA binding; DNA-binding transcription repressor activity, RNA polymerase II-specific. Gene Ontology annotation, cellular component: nucleus. The transcript has 6 exons.
UUGGCAAUAAACCUCAUCAUCUCUUCUGUUGUGGGAUGACAACAUUGUUUGCUUGUACCUGGAGCCUGUAAAUAAUGUUAGCUUUGUAUUCACAGCAAUCGCACUGGGCAGGUUACCUGAACAAUAUGACGGGUUACAAUUACAAGUUACUCCAUUCAAAAAUUAAUAGCUGUGUAUGAGUAUUUCAACAACACACUACAUGUCUCAAUAAUCAGCUGCAACUUAACAUUGCCUUUUUAUAAAAAUGAUGUGACAAAGUUCUGUAUUUUUCAGCUUGUCCUGGAAAAACAAAAACUUGUCGCAAUGGAACUUCAUCUUUCAGAAAACAAAUACUGUAAUCUGGCUCAGGUCAUCAGUGAAGACAGAAUCCAACCAGGGGGAAUCAAAAAUCCAAAUCAUAUAGUCCAACAUGACUACACAGCUCUGUUCCCGGGUAUUGAAUGCUACAAAUACAACAACAUCAGGCCUCCACACACCUAUGCUUACCUGAUAAGAUGGUCUAUCUUGGAGUCUCCAGACAAACAGAGGACUCUGAGUGAGAUUUACAACUGGUUUACUACCAUGUUCUUCUACUUCAGACACAACACAGCUACAUGGAAGAAUGCAAUACGUCACAAUCUCAGCCUUCACAAGUGUUUCAUACGAGCAGAAGGAGAAAAAGGAGCUGUCUGGACAGUGGAUGAAGCAGAGUACCAGAGAAGGAAGGGACAAAAAUAUCACCGGGUCAUGGGCGAACUGGUGCCUAUCUCCAGCGGUCGACAGAUGAGAGGCGGGUUACACCCUGAACAGGUCGCCAGUCCAUCGCAGGGCAACGCAGAGAAACACAGGACAACCAUGCACACACCCAUUCACACCUAA